Diversispora eburnea is the source of this 860-nucleotide messenger RNA. The record is from the annotation of a GenBank genome assembly. Lineage: Eukaryota; Fungi; Glomeromycota; Glomeromycetes; Diversisporales; Diversisporaceae.
AAAAGGACAUUGAACAACGAUUUCGGCUCACCAACAUUCGUGAGCUGGCAACUGAUCGUACUCCGUUAUUAUCAUUCAUGUUCUAUACCGGUGCUCUCACGUAUAAACCGGGACCAUUAAAAUACGAACUUCAAAUCCCGAAUCGUAUUGCCAAAAGAGAGUUUAUUGCAGAGGCGCUUAGGAUUUAUGAUUGGAAGGAAGAGGAUCUAGUGUCUGUACGGAAAUGUUUACAGAUUUUAGAGGCAGAAUAUAACAUUGAACCUCUUUGCCGAUUUAUAGAGAAAACUUUACUUAAACCAUUGAAGGAUAAUAGUGUUAAGCAUUCAAAUGAAGAGGCAUUGAAACAAGCUUUUAUGGAUACUUUAAUUCUCACCCUUCAUGUAGACAUUGAACCAGAAUUUCAGGUGUAUUCUCAGAGUUCGAAUUUUGGUGGAAAAGCAAUCGACCUAGUGAAGACAAAUACUGGAAAAAGGAUAGCAAUCGAAUUUGAUAAUAUCAAGAUGGAGAACAUUAAAUUGGAUGGAGCUCAAGAUAGUUGGCAGAAAGCAACUCAAGUGUCACUAUCAUUGUUAGAAAAAUCAGAGGAUGAGAUUUUAAGUCUUGAAAUUAUUAAUAAUAAAUACCAGUCAACUCAAAAGACAGUUGAGGAAGCUUUGGAAUUUAAGAUUAAAACGAAAAGCAAAGAAUAUCUCGAACCAUUAAAAAAUCGACAAGAUGCAGAGUUGACAUGUGUUAAUUCCAAUUUAGCAGAAGUUUUUGAUUGGAUGAUUUUCUGGUCAUUGGAAAGAGUAGACACAGUAUCUGGAGAAAUUUCAGUUGCAGGAUUUUCAGAAGAUGACAUUUUUUGUAUUAAACCUUGA